AUGUCUACUUCACAGCCUGACUUGGUCAAUUCGACAACUGCCGUGGCCUCUAAUCGGUCCAUACAGUUUCGAGAAUCAAUUUCCCAGCCGGUUGUCGCUGCAUUCUGCGCUGGAGGCGUCGCCGGCGCAGUGUCCCGAACCGUUGUGUCCCCCUUAGAACGACUCAAGAUUCUCAUGCAGGUCCAAAGCGUUGGACGAGAUGCAUAUAAGUUAUCCGUUGGAAGGGCUCUGGUAAAGAUGUGGAAGGAAGAAGGCUGGAGAGGAUUCAUGCGAGGCAACGGCACCAACUGCAUCCGCAUCGUUCCCUACUCUGCUGUCCAAUUCAGUAGUUACAACUUCUACAAACGGAACAUCUUCGAGAGCCAUCCAGGCGCUGAUUUAUCGCCCUUCACUCGUCUUAUCUGUGGCGGUAUAGCUGGCAUAACAUCUGUGUUUCUCACAUACCCCCUCGAUAUUGUUCGCACACGGCUAUCUAUCCAGUCCGCAAGUUUUGCAGAGCUAGGAGACAGACCGGACAAAUUGCCCGGUAUGUGGACUACUUUGACACAAAUGUACAAGACCGAGGGCGGCAUGUCUGCAUUAUAUCGAGGUAUCAUCCCUACUGUUGCUGGAGUAGCACCAUAUGUCGGCCUGAACUUUAUGGUUUAUGAAUCUGUCCGGAAAUACUUGACGCCGGAGGGAGAGCAGAACCCCAGCGCGUCUCGCAAGCUACUUGCUGGUGCCAUCUCAGGGGCCGUAGCACAAACUUGCACAUACCCCUUCGACGUUUUGCGGCGACGAUUCCAGAUCAACACCAUGUCAGGUAUGGGCUACCAGUACAAGGGCAUCACAGAUGCUAUUCGGGUUAUCGUGAUGCAAGAGGGAAUCAAGGGUCUCUACAAGGGCAUUGUGCCCAACCUCCUGAAGGUCGCUCCCAGUAUGGCGUCAAGCUGGCUGAGCUUCGAGAUGACUCGUGAUUUCCUUGUUGAACUCAGACCUAACCCCGAGCCUCAACAAUUGUGA
Messenger RNA from Fusarium coffeatum, 1002 nucleotides. RefSeq lists its product as uncharacterized. The record is from RefSeq and is a predicted model, not a curated record. Bases 1 to 1002 code for a protein of 333 amino acids. Gene Ontology annotation, biological process: transmembrane transport. The transcript has 5 exons. NCBI's taxonomy places the organism in Eukaryota, Fungi, Ascomycota, Sordariomycetes, Hypocreales, Nectriaceae.